AUGGCACAAUCCCGAGAUAGCACUGGACGUUUUUUAUUAGUUGAUAAAAAAGCAGCAAACUAUGAAGAUUUAAUUGAUAAAGAAAUGAAUGCAAUAUAUGAACGUGUAAAAAAAAUAGAUCCAAAUCAAACUGAAUUUUUACAAGCUUUUCAUGAAAUAUUGUAUUCUUUAAAGCCAUUAUUUAUAGAGGAGCCAAAAUAUUUACCAGUUAUAGAAAUUUUAUCUGAGCCUGAAAGAUUAGUACAGUUUCGAGUUUGCUGGAUAGAUGAUAAUGGCGUACAAAGAAAAAAUAGAGGAUUUAGAGUUCAAUUUAAUAGUGCUUUAGGAAUAUAUAAAGGUGGAUUACGUUUUCACCCAUCUGUUAAUUUGUCUAUAGUAAAAUUUUUAGGGUUUGAGCAAAUUUUUAAAAAUUCAUUAACAGGAUUAUCAAUGGGUGGAGCAAAAGGUGGAUCUGAUUUUGAUCCUAAAGGAAAAUCCGAUAACGAAAUUAUGAAAUUUUGUCAAAGUUUUAUGAAUGAAUUAUACAGACAUAUAGGCCCACGUACUGAUGUACCUGCUGGUGAUAUUGGUGUUGGAGGUAGAGAAAUAGGUUAUUUAUUUGGACAAUAUAAAAAAAUUGCAAAUAGUUUUAAUGGUACAUUAACUGGUAAAAAUGAAAAAUGGGGAGGAUCAAUUUUAAGAACAGAAGCAACUGGUUAUGGUUUAGUAUAUUUUGUUUUAGAAGUAUUAAAUUCAUUAAAUAUCCAAAUUGAUAAACAAACAGCUAUUGUUAGUGGUAGUGGAAAUGUAGCUUUAUAUUGUGUUCAGAAAUUAUUACAAUUAAAUGUAAAGGUUCUUACAAUGAGUGAUAGCAAUGGUUAUAUAUAUGAACCUAAUGGAUUUACAAAUGAUGAUUUAAAUUUUAUUAUCGAAUUAAAAGAAGUACGUAAAGGUAGAAUUGAAGAAUAUUUAAAACAUUCUUCUACAGCUAAAUAUUUCCCAAAAGAAAAACCAUGGAGUGUUAAAUGUACUUUAGCAUUCCCUUGUGCUACUCAAAAUGAAAUCGAUUUAGAUGAUGCUAAAAUCUUGCAUAAAAAUGGAUGUAUAUUAGUUGGUGAAGGUGCUAAUAUGCCAUCAACAAUAGAAGCUAUUAAUUAUUUAAAAGAAAAUAAAAUUAUUUUAUGCCCUGCUAAAGCAGCUAAUGCUGGUGGUGUUGCUAUUAGUGGUCUUGAAAUGAGUCAAAAUUUUCAAUUUGCUAAAUGGACUAAACAAACUGUUGAUGAAAAACUUAAAGAAAUUAUGAAAAACAUAUUUACAUCAUCCUCAGAAUCUGCAUUAAAAUAUACAGGUAAUAAAUAUGAUUUACAAGCAGGUGCAAAUAUUUCUGGAUUUUUAAAAGUUGCAGAUUCAUAUAUACAACAAGGAUGCUAUUAA
Plasmodium vinckei vinckei is the source of this 1413-nucleotide messenger RNA. RefSeq names its product NADP-specific glutamate dehydrogenase, putative. Gene Ontology annotation, cellular component: cytosol. Bases 1 to 1413 code for a protein of 470 amino acids. Gene Ontology annotation, molecular function: L-glutamate dehydrogenase (NADP+) activity. The record is from RefSeq and is a predicted model, not a curated record. Lineage: Eukaryota; Apicomplexa; Aconoidasida; Haemosporida; Plasmodiidae. The transcript has a single exon.